Molecule: messenger RNA, 642 nt
Organism: Aspergillus melleus
Lineage: Eukaryota; Fungi; Ascomycota; Eurotiomycetes; Eurotiales; Aspergillaceae
Exons: 1
Coding region: 1-642 (213 amino acids)
Source: RefSeq, a predicted model, not a curated record
AUGGAGAGGGACGCUAUCAAGAAGUGGAUUGAGGGCGUGGCCGCCGACAAUCAAACAUCCCAACCAACUAGAGAUAGCCACGCUCGCGAUGCUCACGGGGUGCAGGAAUCGCUCCUCACCCCGCCAGGAACUUCUCUCCGACAGGAAGACAGAGCCAAACGAAGACAUACGGGAAUGGACGCACCGUCAGAUAUGUCUCGUUCUGAUCCACAAAAACGACUUCGCCAGACAUUGACCACCGGUGCAGAGGCCGCUUCGCUAUCGGAUCCACUUUGCGAAGAUAUCACUUUGUCUCCUUCGAUAACCACACGUUCGGAUCUGACACCCAGCGACCGGCCUCGACAACGGUCAUCUAGUCCGAACCGUAUCAAGUCUAAUCUCGCGUCGGGCACGCCGAAAAUCAAAUACCUUCAUGAGUCGGCAGACCCAGGCAGCGACUCGGCGAGUCAGUUGCUGGAGUUCUUGACUGCGGACAACAAUGAUAGAUGGGAACCGGAAGCACACGAGAUCGACAAGAUCUCCACCGCGUCGUGUAAAUGUGCCACCCAACUACGAAGCGAAGGCUCAUGGAUUAUUGAAGUUGUUCGUCCGCUACUACAGUGUGUGAUAGAAACACUACCUCUGGAGUGUUGGAGCGUGUAA